Molecule: messenger RNA, 1644 nt
Organism: Aspergillus tubingensis
Lineage: Eukaryota; Fungi; Ascomycota; Eurotiomycetes; Eurotiales; Aspergillaceae
Gene: PIG-S
Product: GPI-anchor transamidase GPI17
Exons: 2
Coding region: 1-1644 (547 amino acids)
Biological process (GO): attachment of GPI anchor to protein
Cellular component (GO): GPI-anchor transamidase complex
Source: RefSeq, a predicted model, not a curated record
AUGACGGCCAAGAAUGAUCCCCAGACGUCUCCCCAGACUGUCUCCGACCACACAAUGACUACCACAACCCCCACGCCGCGUCUGCCGCCGCCCGAGAAGCCCGAGGCCAUCCGCACCCGCUUCAAGGUCAUUGCGGCCUUCUGGGCUGUGAUCAUCUUCCUGGGCUUUCCCAUCUGGUGGAAGACCACCUCGAUCUAUCGCGCUUCCCUGCCGAUCCCGGACAUGAUUGAUUGGGCUGAUGGAAAAACCUGUCGUCCUGUCUUCCCCCUCGAGAUCCGCGUCGAGACCCCCUCCCUGCCCGACGUCGACGCUCAGAAUCUCCUCCGCUCUACGCAGCACACCCUCGACGACCUCAAUGAGUUCUCCGCGCACCACCUGCGACUGAAGCUCUCCAACGAGGACCCCGAUCAGCCCUCCGCAGCCGACGCCGCGGACACCGCAUUGACCGUCCGUCUACUGCCCCAGGACGACCUCGCCAGCCCCCGAGCAGCUCUCCACCAUGAUACCACUCAGCUCGAUGUCUUCUAUCCUCCCAGCCAGAUCCCGCCCCCGUCGGCGUCCAACUCGCCCCUAUCCACAUUCAUCGCAGACGAGCUCCAGCUUCUCUUCGCCGAAGAGAAAGCCAUCAUCGCCCAGGUACUCUCCGACAACAACAUCCCCGGCGCACCCACUUCCCCGGAUCUCGCAGAAAGCGUCACUCGCCGUCUCCGCCGCUCCAUGAAAUACGCCGACACCUACCACCUCGCCUUCAGUCUCUUCACCCCCGGCGCAACCCCUUCUUCCUGGGACAUCCAAGCCGCCGUGCACGACUACAUAACCCCAGUCCUCGACGCCUUCUCCCCUAUCAGCAACUUCACCGUCGACACCCAAGUCCAGCUCUACGCAACCUCCUCUCCAACCGCACCACCCCCGGAAUAUGACGAAACCCACUCCGCCUGGACCCUUAAGAAGGACGACCUCAGCGCCUUCAUCAACGCCGCCGAAUGGCCCCUCAGCCCCAGCAUCGGCCCGGGCCCAACCAUCAACUUUAUCCUCUACAUCCCCUCCCCCUCACAAUCUCCCCUCGUCGUCAAAGACAGCCUCGCAACCAGCUGGAUCAUCCCCCAAUGGGGCGGCGUCUUCCUCCUCAACCCCCCUAAUCACCCAACCCACCUCACCAAAGAAACCCUCGGCCCGGCCUUCAUGACCUUCUCCCACCAACUUCUCACCCUCCUCGGCGCCCCCUCCACCCCUCCGCCUCUUCCUCUCCGUCUUCAGACCCUCACCCGCGUCCGCGCGGCCUCUCUCCUCCUCUCCGCCUCCUCAACCAUGGGCUCCCUCGCCCGUCUCACCGAAUCCCUCCCCCAGAUCCCUAUCCCCGCUACAGUGGCUACCUCAGUCUCUACUACGCUCUCUCAUCUUUCUUCCGCGUGCGACCAUCUCCGCCACGGCCAGUUCCAGGCCGCCCUGGCAAGUGCCCGUGUCGCGGAGGCCGAGGCCGAGCGCAGCUUCUUCGAGAAGAGUAUGGUUGGCCAAAUGUAUUUCCCCGAUGAGCAUAAGGUGGCGGUGUAUUUGCCGCUGCUGGGGCCCGUGGGAGUACCGCUGAUUGUGGGGUUGUUGAAGGAGGUGAAGAAGGUAGUGAGUGCUUGGAAGGAGAGGAGGUGA